AUGACCAGUAUGCAGCUAAAAUGGCAGAUUGUUUUUAUUAUUUGCACCUACGGAAUGGGCAUUGUCUUUUGUCAGGCUCGAUAUUCCAUCCAAGAGGAGACCACAGAAGGAUCGUUAUUAGGAAACAUCGCCAAAGAUUUAGGAAUAGAAAUAAAUAGACUAAUUGUAGGAAAAGCUCGGGUUGUAACAAAGGGAGAUCGGCAGUAUGUCGAGCUGAACAGAGACAAAGGGGCUUUGGUGGUGAAAGAGCGGAUAGACCGAGAGGAUCUAUGCCAGCAUACAACGCCCUGCAGCUUCAGCUUUGAUCUGAUCAUGGAAAAUCCCAUAGAACUUCACCGUAUUAUAGUUGAGGUAUUGGACAUAAACGACAAUGCACCCGUAUUCGGUAAAGAAGUUGUUAAUUUGGAAAUAAGUGAAAACACGGCUUCGGGAACACGCUUUCCCUUGGACAGCGCUAUAGAUAUGGACAUAGGAAUAAAUGGGAUCCAAAAUUACGCUCUAUCGCCUACGGAUCAUUUUAAAAUAGAAACAAAAAGCCAGGAUGAUGAAAGCAAAUACAUUGAAAUGAUUUUGGAUCAAGAACUGGAUCGAGAGGAGCGUGAUGAGCUAAAAUUAGUUCUGAUUGCAUUUGACGGUGGAUCACCUAAAAAAUCUGGUACAAUGAAAAUUCAUAUUUCUGUACUAGAUGCUAAUGAUAACGCCCCUGUAUGUCAGAGGUCUGAAUAUAAGGUUCAAACAUUGGAAAAUGCAGCUGUUGGAACAAUUAUUACCAAAGUAAGCGCUAAUGAUGCCGAUGAAAAAAAUAAUGGACAAAUAUUGUACACAAUCGCUCAAGCCAGUAAGCUAGCAAGAGAACUGUUCAAAAUAAAUACGCAUACAGGUGAAAUUACAACGUUAAACACUUUAGAUUAUGAGACAGUAAAAAACUUUCAUUUAAGUGUGAAAGCAAGAGAUAAAGGGGGACUUGCGGAUACGUGUAAAGUUGUUAUAGAGGUUAAUGAUGUAAACGAUAAUUCACCUUCCAUACAGCUUAUGUCGUUUUCAAAUAUUAUUGCUGAGAAUUCUCCACUGGGAACCACAGUGGCUGUUAUCGAUGUGGAUGACGCAGAUUCCGGUCAAAAUGGACUUGUGCAGUGCAAAAUAAAUGAAAAACUACCAUUUAAACUAAAAUCUUCACCUGGUGAUUACUAUGCUUUAAUUACAGAUGAUUUCCUUGAUCGGGAAAACGACGCCGAAUACAACGUAACAAUUAUGGUAUCAGAUCAAGGAAGUCCCUCAAGACAUAGUACGAAAACAUUAAAUGUUAAAAUUUCUGAUGUAAAUGAUAACCCACCCGUAUUUAGCGUUGAUGAAUAUAAAGCAUUUAUUUCCGAAAAUAACUCGCCAGGUAUAGCUGUGUUUACAGUAAAAGCAAGCGACGCUGAUUUGGGUCCAAACGCCCGGCUGUCUUAUCUGUUAAAGGAUAAUAAUCAGUAUGGAAUCGCAGUAAGUUCUAUUGUAUCAAUUAAUUUAGAAAGUGGUAUUAUACAUGCAACCCGGACUUUUGAUUUUGAGCAAAUCAAAUCAUUUUCCUUUAAUGUGACAGCCCAAGACGGAGGAUCUCCUCCUUUAAGUUCUGAAGUAACAGUGACGAUAAUCAUACAAGAUCAGAAUGACAAUGCUCCUCAAGUUCUCUACCCAGUGCAAACUAGUGGCUCACCAGUUGCUGAGAUUGUUCCUCGAUCAGCAGAUGUUGGUUAUCUUGUUACUAAAGUGGUGGCUGUUGAUGUUGACUCUGGACAAAAUGCCUGGCUAUCUUACAAACUCCAAAAACCCACAGACAGGGCGCUGUUUGAAGUGGGACCACAAAAUGGAGAAAUACGAACUGUGCGCCAGGUCACUGAUAAAGAUGCUGUAAACCAGAAGCUCACUGUGGUUGUGGAAGAUAACGGACAGCCAUCUCGCUCAGCUGUAGUUAACAUCAACGUAGCUGUAGCAGACAGUUUCUCUGAAGUAAUCGCGGAAUUUUCAGAUAUUACGCACGGUAAAGGCAAUAAUGGUGACCUAACGUUUUAUUUAGUUUUAUUACUGGCUGCUGUUUCUUUCCUUUUUAUCACAACUGUAGUAGUUAUAAUAUCAGUAAAGAUCUACAGGUGGAGACAAUCGCGCGUCUUUCAUCGGUCCAAUCUACCCGUAAUCCCAUACUAUCCACCUGGUUACGCAGAUACUGGAACUCUGUCGCGCAUGUAUAAUUAUGAUGUAUGUAUGACAGCUCCUUCGGGAAAGAGUGACUGCAAGUACUCAACACUUAGUGGACAAAGUGUUUUAGUGGUGGAGCCGUGUUUUACAGACACUUUUCAAAGAACAGUAAAUGAAAAAGAAAUGUUGGAAGAUGAUGAAUCUCCAGAACUGGUAAGCACAUUUUUUGACACUGAAGAACCUGAGAAAAUGCUGCGUUUGGUGAUCUUUAAUUUAAGCAAGGGCACAUUCGGUACGGUGUUCUCUUAUACGGCGCUGCUUGUCGUCAUCUUUUGUUCUCACUAUGUGUGCGGACAGAUCAGUUAUUCUAUCCCAGAAGAAAUGGCAAAAGGGUCGAUAAUUGGAAAUAUUGUACAGGAUUUGGGCUUGGAUUUGAAAAGACUGAAAUUAGGAAAUGCAAGAAUGUAUACAGGGGCAAGCAAAGAAUAUGUGGAACUAAACAGAGAAAACGGAUUGCUUCUAAUCAAAGACAAAAUAGAUCGCGAGUCCCUCUGCGCUAGGACAACACCUUGUGCUUUACAUCUUCAGAUGAUUUUGCAAAACCCGAUGGAAUUGUAUUCUGUUACCCUGGAAGUGACGGACAUUAAUGACAAUGAGCCAGUUUUCCAGAAGAAUGAAAUUAGGAUUGAAGUGAGUGAAUCGGCGAUUACCGGUGCCAGAUUCGUGCUUGGCAAAGCGGUCGAUUCGGAUGUUGGAAUAAACGGCCUCCAAACCUAUUCACUCAUACCCACGGACAACUUCAUUUUAGACAAGGAAUCAGUUGGGGAGAAAAAUGUAGAAAUGAUUUUGCAAAAGCAACUUGAUCGAGAAAGGCAGGACAACAUUGAUUUAGUGUUGACGGCGUUGGAUGGUGGUGAGCCACAGUUAUCCAGCUCAAUGCAUAUAUAUGUAUCAGUCCUAGAUGUAAACGAUAAUCCUCCAGUGUUUGCGCAAAAAGUUUAUAAAGCUACAAUAAUCGAAAAUGCAACAAAGGGUACUAAAUUAACAACAGUAACUGCUUCUGACGCAGAUACAGGCUUUAACAGUAACGUGUCUUAUUACAUUUCUGAUACAAUGGACAGUGGUGUGGCUGAUAUAUUUUUUAUAAAUAAGCAUAAUGGUGACGUGCUACUUAAUAAUAAAAUAGACUAUGAAACCUUAAACCAUUACCAGCUUGAUAUUCAGGCAAGAGACCAAGGAGGACUCUCUGACACGUGUAAGGUUGUUAUUGAUGUGUUAGACAUUAAUGAUAAUACCCCAAGGAUAGACAUUAUCUCUAUGUCGAGCUCAAUAUCUGAGAUAUCUAAUUUAAAUACCGUGGUGGCAAUGUUGAAAAUAAAUGACCCCGACUCAGGUGCAAAUGGACAAGUUGACUGCAAUAUAAUUGACAACAUUCCAUUUGAAAUUAUAUCUCAGUCAAACAAUUUCUUUAGCAUUCGCACAAAUCAGGAAUUAGAUAGAGAGAAAGACUUUGAGUACAACAUUACUGUAACUUGUUUUGAUGAGGGAGUUCCCUCACUCUCUAGUAGCGCUUCACUCCGUUUACACAUAUCAGAUGUGAAUGAUAAUGCUCCUGUAUUUGAGAGAAACAAUUACGAGUCCUAUGUGGUCGAGAACAACACACCAGGUCUCUCUAUACUCAAAUUGAAAGCCAGUGACACCGACUCCAACCAAAAUGCCCGCGUUUCGUAUAUUUUAGAGGAUAGCACUGUUAAUGGAGUUCCUGUGUCCUCAUAUGUGUCAGUCAGUGCUGAUAGUGGAGUCAUUAAUGCUGUGCGCUCUUUCGACUACGAGCAGUUAAAAGACUUUAAUUUCUGCGUAAAAGCGCAGGACGGAGGCUCCCCUUCACUCACUAGUAACGUGACAGUGAGAUUUAUAAUCCAAGAUCAGAACGACAACGCUCCUCAGGUUCUCUACCCAGUACAGACGAGUGGCUCACCGGUGGCUGAGAUUGUUCCUCCUUCAGCAGAUGUUGGUUAUCUUGUGGCUAAAGUUGUUGCUGUCGAUGUUGACUCCGGACAAAAUGCCUGGCUCUCUUACAAACUCCAAAAGGCAUCAGACAGGGCACUUUUUGAAGUGGGUCAACAAAAUGGAGAGAUACGAACUGUGCGCCAGGUCACUGAUAAAGAUGCUGUGAAACAGAAGCUCACUGUAGUUGUGGAGGAUAACGGACAGCCAUCUCGCUCAGCUGUUGUUAACAUCAAUGUAGUUGUAGCGGAUAGGUUCCCUGUCGCUCUCUCAGAAUUCAAGGAUUUUACGCAGGGCAAACAAUAUAAUAAUGACCUGACGUUUUAUUUAGUUUUAGCACUGGCUGCUGUCUCUUUUCUUUUUAUCACGACUGUAGUCGUUAUAAUAUCAGUAAAGAUCUACAGAUGGAGACAAUCGCGGAUUUUCUAUCAGUCCAAUCUUCCCGUUAUUCCCUAUUAUCCACCGGGCUACACAGAUACUGGAGUUACUGGAACUCUUCCUCACAUAUAUAAUUAUGAUGUUUGUAUGACAACUGACUCUAAAAAAAGUUACUGUAAAUACUCUACACUUAAUGGACAAAGUGUUUUAGUGGAGGACCCAAGUUUUACAGAAACACAUCGUACAGUGAAAGAAAAUCUCUUGCAUGACCACGAGUUUCCGGAAAUGGUGAGAGUCAGCUACUCUAUUCCAGAGGAAAUUCCCAAGGGUUCAGUUGUUGGAAAUAUAACUCAGGAUUUGGGAUUGGAUUUAAAAAGACUUAAAUCUGGAAAGGCACGGGUGUUUUCAGGAGAUAGUACGGAAUACAUUGACCUGAACAAAGAGAAAGGUACGCUUCUUAUUAAAGAAAAAAUAGAUCGGGAGUCUCUGUGCGCUAAAACAACACCUUGCGCUUUACAUCUUCAAAUGAUACUUGAGAGCCCAAUGGAACUGUUUACAAUUACGGCCGAAAUUACGGAUAUAAAUGAUAAUUCUCCAUUUUUCGAGUCGGAUAACAUUAGCCUUAAGGUAAGCGAGGCGGCUAUGACCGGAGCUAGGUUCACGUUGGAGAAAGCAAUGGAUGCGGAUGUGGGUACUAAUGCCCUGCAGAGCUACUCGCUUAAACCGACAGACCAUUUUGUUUUGGAAAUGCAAAUUGGAUUUUUGGAUGGAGAUGGUAAUAAACAUCUAGAAAUGGUUUUAAAAAGACCUCUCGAUAGAGAAAAACAAGAACAGUUUACUUUGUUAUUAACAGCGAUAGAUGGAGGUGAACCCAUGCUGACUGGUACUGUCCAGAUACACGUUACUGUGCUGGAUGCUAAUGAUAACGCUCCGAUUUUUACGCAAAAAAUAUAUAAAUCAUCUGUAACAGAAAACUCUCCAAAGGGAACCAAAUUGACGACUGUAAGCGCCUUUGAUCCAGAUGAAGGACCAAACGGGCAAAAACAUAACUACGAAGUCAAUGUGGUCGAGAACAACAUACCAGGUCUCUCGAUUUUCACGGUAAAAGCCAGUGACGCCGACUCAAACCAAAAUGCGCGUGUUUCUUAUAUAUUAGAAGAUAGCACUGUGAAUGGGGUUCCCAUAUCAUCAUAUGUGUCAAUCAAUGCUGAUAGUGGAGUCAUUAACACCGUGCGCUCUUUCGACUACGAGCAGUUAAAAGACUUCCAUUUCCGCGUAAAAGCGCAGGACAGAGGCUCCCCUCCACUCAGUAGUAACGUGACAGUAAAAAUUAUAAUUAAAGAUCAGAAUGACAACGCGCCUCAAAUUCUCUAUCCAGUACAGACUAGUGGCUCAGCAGUUGCUGAGAUUGUUCCUCGUUCAGCAGAUGUUGGUUAUCUUGUGACUAAAGUUGUUGCUGUUGAUGUGGACUCUGGACAGAAUGCCUGGCUCUCCUACAAACUCCAAAAGGCAUCAGACAGGGCGCUGUUUGAAGUGGGGCCACAAAAUGGAGAGAUCCGAACUGUGCGCCAAGUCACUGAUAAAGAUGCUGUGAACCAGAAGCUCACUGUAGUUGUGGAGGAUAACGGACAGCUAUCUCGCUCAGCUGUAGUUACUAUUAAUGUAGCUGUAACUGACAGUUUCCCUGAAGCUCUUACAGAAUUCAAGGACUUUACGCAGGAAAUGGCAGAUGCAGUGAUAUUACAGUCGUUAUUGUUUUUAAUCUUUUUUUCUUUUCGCUCCGUGCUCGGACAAGUCAGUUAUUCCAUUCCGGAGGAGAUGCCAGAAGGUUCAAUAGUUGGAAACAUUGCUCAGGAUUUGGGGUUGGAUGUAAAAAGACUACAAUCGGGGAGAGCACGAAUUUAUACGGUGGACAGUACGGAAUACAUUGAGUUGAACAAAGAGAGAGGCGUGCUUCUAAUUAAAGAAAAAAUAGACCGUGAAUUUCUUUGCGCAAAAAAGACUCCAUGUUCUUUACACCUUCAAAUGAUUCUUGAGAACCCGAUGGAAUUGUAUAAAAUUAACGUUGAAAUUACUGAUAUGAACGAUAACACUCCUGUCUUCCAGGCGGAGUACAUGCGAAUUGAAAUAAGCGAGGCAGCAGCGACAGGAGCUAGAUUCAUAUUACAAAAAGCAUUAGACGCUGACGUCGGUACUAAUGGCCUUCAGAGCUACUCACUUAAACCAACAGAUCAUUUUGUUUUAGAACUAAGAAACAAUCUAGCCGGUGUUAAAAAUGUACAAAUGGUUUUACAAAAACCACUUAAUAGAGAGAGUCAAGAACAGAUUACUUUGUUAUUAACAGCACUGGAUGGAGGUGAACCAGUUAGGUCUGGUACUGUCCAAAUACACGUUACAGUGUUGGAUGCUAAUGAUAACGCUCCUGUUUUUUCUCAAAGUAUAUAUAAGGCCACAGUAAAUGAAAACGCCCCAAAAGGUACCAUAUUAACAACUGUAAGCGCAUCUGAUGCAGAUAAAGCAAUUAACGGAGAAGUGACCUAUUAUAUGUCAAGUACAGAGGAUGCUGUUAAAGAUAACUUUGCCAUAAAUAACUAUAAUGGUGAAAUUACACUAACUGGACAGUUAGACUAUGAACACACAAGCCUUUUUGAACUUGAUAUUCAAGCCAGGGACUUGGGAGGUCUAUCUGAUUCAUGUAAAGUUAUUAUUAAUGUGCUGGACAUAAACGAUAACAAACCAGUUAUCUCGAUUCUCUCAAUGUCUAGUUCAAUAUCAGAAGAGUCUCCUUCAGGAACCGUUGUAACAAUGAUGAACGUGAAUGAUCUAGAUUCUGGGGCCAAUGGUCAAAUUAAGUGUAGCAUUAAUGAAAGGAUACCAUUUACCAUUACAUCACCUUCUAACAAUAUUUUUAGCCUUUUUACAGAUCAGGAAUUAGAUAGGGAGAUGAUUACUGAGUACAACAUCACUGUAACUUGUUCUGAUGAGGGAGUUCCCUCACUGUCCAGCAGCGCUUCUCUGCGUUUACACAUAUCAGAUGUAAAUGAUAACGCACCUGUGUUUGAAAGAAAGAAUUACGAGGCCUACGUAAUUGAGAACAACACACCUGGACUUUCUAUAAUUACAGUGAAGUCCAGUGACGCCGACUCAAAUCAAAAUGCGCGCGUUUCUUAUAUUUUAGAAGAUAGCACUGUAAAUGGAGUUCCAAUAUCAUCAUUUGUGACAGUCAGUGCUGAUAGUGGAGUCAUUAAUGCUGUGCGCUCUUUCGACUACGAGCAGUUAAAAGACUUCCAUUUCCGCGUAAUAGCGCAGGACGGAGGCUCCCCUCCACUCAGUAGUAACGUGACAGUAAAAGUUAUAAUCCAAGAUCAGAAUGACAACGCUCCUCAGGUUCUCUACCCAGUACAGACUGGUGGCUCACCAGUGGCUGAGAUUGUUCCUCGUUCAGCAGAUGUUGGUUAUCUUGUGACUAAAGUGGUAGCUGUCGAUGUGGACUCUGGACAGAAUGCCUGGCUUUCCUACAAACUCCAGAAAGCAUCAGACAGGGCGCUGUUUGAAGUGGGGCCACAAAAUGGAGAAAUACGAACUGUGCGUCAGGUUACAGAUAAAGAUGCUGUGAAACAAAAGCUUACUAUAGUUGUGGAGGAUAACGGACAGCCAUCUCGCUCAGCUGUAGUCAACAUCAAUGUAGCUGUAGCAGAUAGUUUUCCUGAAACGGAUUUUACGCACGGCAAAGAAUAUAAUGAUGACCUGACGUUUUAUUUAGUUUUAGCACUGGCUGCUGUUUCCUUUCUGUUUAUUUUAACGGUAGUAGUUAUAAUAUCAGUAAAGAUCUACAGGUGGAGACAAUCGCGCACCUUCUAUCAGUCUAGUCUUCCUGUUAUUCCGUACUAUCCACCUGGUUACUCAGAAACUGGAACUCUGCCUCAUAUGUAUAAUUAUAAUGUUUGUAUGACGACUGACUCGAGAAAAAGUGACUGUAAAUACCCUACAUUUGGCAAACAAGGUUUUUUAAUUGUGGACCCAAAUUUUACGGAAACUAUGGAGCAUACAAUAAACGAAAAUCUAACGGACGACUCUCCGGAUAUGAUCAGUUAUUCAAUUUCAGAGGAAAUGCCACAAGGUUCAGUCGUUGGAAAUAUUGUUCAGGAUUUGGGUUUGGAUUUAAAAAGACUAAAAUCUGGAAAGGCCAGGGUAUUUUCGGGAGAUAGCACGGAAUACAUCGAGCUAAACAAAGAGAGAGGCGUGCUUCUCACUAUGGAGAAAAUUGACCGUGAGACGUUGUGCGCUGAAAUAACACCUUGCGCAAUACAUCUCCAAAUGAUACUGGAGAACCCGAUGGAACUAUAUACAAUUACUGUUGAAAUCGCAGAUAUAAAUGAUAACGCUCCAUUAUUUCAAGAGAAGGAAAUUAAGAUUGAAAUAAGCGAGUCAGCCUUAACUGGAGCCAAAUUCAUGUUGGAAAGAGCAAUAGAUGCCGACGUUGGAACAAAUGGCCUUCAGAGCUACUCGCUUAAACCAACAAAUCAUUUUUAUUUAGAGUUGCAAAAUCAUGCGGAUAGUAGUAGAAAUGUAGAAAUGAUUUUACAAAAACCGUUGGACAGAGAAAAUCAAGCACAGUUUACUUUGUUGCUAACAGCCAUAGACGGGGGAGAACCGCUGCUUUCUGGCACUGUGCAGAUACAAGUUACAGUACUGGAUGCUAAUGAUAAUGCUCCAGUGUUUGCUCAAAAAGAAUAUAAAACCUCUGUGCUCGAAAACGCACCUAAAGGCUCGAUUUUAACGACUGUUAGCGCAUCUGACGCUGACGAAGGAACAAAUGGGCAGGUGGUUUAUUACAUUUCAAACAAAGAUAAAAGUAUAAAAGACUCCUUUGUUAUUAAUCAUAGUAACGGCGAAAUAACAUUAAACCAACAGUUUGAUUAUGAGAAAACUAGACAUUUUCAACUUGAUAUUCAAGCCAGAGACCAAGGAGGCCUUUGGGACUCAUGCAAAGUUGUAAUUGAUGUGCUGGACAUGAACGACAAUAAACCAGUUAUCACUAUUCUCUCCAUGUCUUCUAUAUUUUCAGAAGAUUCUCCUUCUGGUACAGUUGUAGCAAUGAUGAAAGUAAAUGAUCCGGAUUCUGGUGCAAACGGACGAGUGCACUGCUUUGUCGGUGACAAUAUUCCCUUUACAGUUACUUCGCCGUCUAAAAAUGUAUUUAGCCUAAACACAGAAGAAGAAUUAGACAGAGAAAAAUUCUCAGAGUACAACAUUAUUGUAACUUGUUCUGAUGAGGGAGUUCCCUCACUCUAUAGUAGCGCUUCUCUCCGUUUACACAUAUCAGAUAUAAAUGAUAACGCUCCUGUAUUUGAAAGUAAUAAUUACGAAGCCUUUUUGGUCGAGAACAACACACCAGGUCUCUCUAUAUUCACUGUGAAGGCCAGUGAUGUAGAUUUUAAUCAAAAUGCGCGCGUUUCUUAUAUAUUAGAAGAUAGCACUGUGAAUGGAGUUACUGUAUCAUCAUAUGUAUCAGUAAGUGCUGAUAGUGGAGUCAUUAUUGCCAUGCGCUCUUUUGACUACGAGCAGUUAAAGGAUUUCCAUUUCCGCGUAAAAGCGCAAGACGGAGGCUCCCCUCCUCUCAGUAGUAAUGUGACAGUAAAAGUUAUAAUCCAAGACCAGAAUGACAACGCUCCUCAGGUUCUCUACCCAGUACAGACAAGUGGCUCACCAGUGGCUGAGAUUGUUCCUCGUUUAGCAGAUGUUGGAUAUCUUGUGACUAAAGUGGUAGCUGUCGAUGUGGACUCUGGACAGAAUGCCUGGCUCUCCUACAAACUCCAAAAAGCAUCAGACAGGGCGCUGUUUGAAGUGGGACCACAAAAUGGAGAGAUACGAACUGUGCGCCAGGUCACUGAUAAAGAUGCCGUGAAACAGAAGCUCACUGUAGUUGUGGAGGAUAACGGACAGCCAUCUCGCUCAGCUAUAGUUAACAUCAAUGUAGCUGUAGCAGAUAGUUUUCCUGAAGCUCUCUCAGAAUUCACGGAUUUUACGCACGGCAAAGAAUAUAAUGAUGACCUGACGUUUUAUUUAGUUUUAGCACUGGCCAGUGUUUCUUUUCUAUUUAUCACAACUUUAGUUGUUAUAAUAUCAGUAAAGAUCUACAGGUGGAGGCAAUCGCGCAUCUUCUAUCAGUCCAAUCUCCCCGUUAUUCCGUACUAUCCACCUGGUUACGCUGAUACAGGAGUCACUGGAACUUUAGCAAACUUGUAUAAUUAUGAUGUUUGUAUGACUACUGACUCGAGAAAGAGUGACUGUAAGUACUCUACCCUUAGUGGAAAAAGUUUUUUAGUGGUGGACCCGAGUUCUACACAAGAAACACAGCGUGCAUAUAAAGUAAAAAAUCUUCUGGAAGAUGUUUACUCUCCUGAAACGAGAAUCUUCGCUGCCGCUGAACAAAUUACAUUCAGAGUGAUGCUGCAGACUGUGUUGUUUUUCAUCAUUCUUUCUUCUUGCUCUGUACUGGGACAGGUCAGUUAUUCAAUUCCAGAGGAAAUGCCAAAAGGUUCAGUAGUUGGAAAUAUUGCUCAAGAUUUGAGUUUGGAUACAAAACGAUUAAAAUCGGGGAGAGCACGGAUCUAUACGGUGGAUAGCACGGAAUAUAUACAGCUGAACAAAGAACGAGGCGUGCUUCUCAUUAACGAAGAAAUAGACAGGGAGACUCUUUGCGAAAAAAAGACCCUAUGUGCUUUACAUCUUCAAAUGAUUCUUGAGAGCCCAAUGGAACUGUAUACAGUUACUGUUAAAAUCACGGAUAUAAAUGAUAAUGCUCCAUUUUUCCAGACGGAUGAAGUUAAGCUUAAAAUAAGCGAGUCGGCUGUGACUGGCGCUAGAUUCAUGUUAGAGAAAGCAAUGGAUGCAGACGUUGGUACCAAUGGCCUUCAGAGCUACUCACUUAAACCGACAGAUCACUUUGUUUUAAAAUGGCAAACUCAGACAGAGGAAGAUAAGACCGUUGAAAUGGUUUUACAAAAACCCCUCGAUAGAGAAAAGGAAGAACAGUUUACGUUAUUAUUAACAGCGAUGGAUGGAGGUGAGCCAGUUUUGUCAAGCACUGUACAUAUACACGUUACUGUGCUGGAUGCCAAUGAUAACGCGCCGGUUUUUACACAAAACAUAUAUAAAGCUUCAUUAUUAGAAAACGCUUUGAAAGGGACAAAGAUAGCAGCUGUGAGCGCAUCUGAUCCUGAUGAGGGACCAAACGGACAGGCAAAGUAUUACAUUACAAACACAGACAGAGGUUUAAAGGAUAUGUUUACAAUAAAUGAAAAUAAUGGAGAAAUCUUAUUAAAUAGACAGAUAGACUACGAAACCGUAAACAAAUAUCAACUGGAUAUUCAAGCAAUUGACCAUGGAGGUCUUUCAGACUCAUGUAAAUUAAUUAUUGAUGUGUUAGAUAUUAAUGACAACAAACCAUCUAUUGCGAUUCUUUCUAUGUCUGGUUCAAUAUCAGAAGAGUCGCCUGCUGGCACAGUAAUCGCAAUGAUAAACGUGAAUGAUUUGGAUGCCGGUUUAAAUGGGCAAGUUCACUGCAUUAUCAAUGAAAAUUUUCCAUUCUCUAUCACAUCCACGUCUAUAAGUUUCUUUAGCCUCAUCACAGAUCAGGAAUUAGAUAGGGAGAAGAAUGCUGAGUACAACAUUACAGUAACUUGUUCUGAUGAGGGAGAUCCACCGCUUUCCAGCAGCACUUCUCUCCGUUUACACAUAUCAGAUGUGAAUGAUAAUGCUCCUGCAUUUGACAGAAAUAAUUACGAGGUCUAUUUAGUCGAAAACAACCCACCAGGUCUUUCUAUAUUUUCACUGAAAGCCAGUGACGCCGACUCCAAUCAGAAUGCACAUGUUUCAUAUAUUUUGGAAGAUAGCAAUGUCAAUGGAAUUCCUGUAUCCUCAUAUGUGUCAGUAAGUGCUGAUAGUGGAGUCAUUAAUGCUGUGCGUUCUCUCGACUACGAGCAGUUGAAACACUUCCAUUUCCGCGUAAAAGCGCAGGACGGAGGCUCCCCUCCACUUAGUAGUAACGUGACAGUAAAAGUUAUAAUCCAAGACCAGAAUGACAACGCUCCUCAGGUUCUCUACCCAGUACAGACUGGAGGCUCACCAGUGGCUGAGAUUGUACCUCGUUCAGCGGAAGUUGGAUAUCUUGUUACUAAAGUUGUUGCUGUCGAUGUGGACUCUGGACAGAAUGCCUGGCUCUCUUACAAACUCCAGAAAGCAUCAGACAGGGCGCUGUUUGAAGUGGGACCACAAAAUGGAGAGAUACGAACUGUGCGCCAGGUCACUGAUAAAGAUGCCGUGAAACAGAAGCUCACAGUAGUUGUGGAGGAUAACGGACAGCCAUCUCGCUCAGCUAUAGUUAACAUCAAUGUAGCUGUAGCGGACAGUUUUCCCGAAGUACUUUCAGAAUUUACAGACUUUACGCACAGCAAAGAAUAUAAUGAUGACCUGACGUUUUAUUUAGUUUUAGCACUGGCUGCUGUUUCUUUUCUAUUUAUCACAACUCUAGUAGUUAUAAUAUCAGUAAAGAUCUACAGAUGGAGGCAAUCGCGCAUCUUCUACCAGUCCAAUCUCCCUGUUAUUCCGUACUAUCCAUCUGGUUUUGCAGAUACAGGAGUUACUGGAACUCUUCCUCACAUGUACAAUUAUGAUGUUUGCAUGACAUCUGACAGGAUAAGCGGUGGCUGUAAAUAUUCUACUCUUGGUGGACAAAGUGUUUUAUUAGUGGACCCAGGUUUUACGGAAACUAUCGAACGUGCAAAAAAAGAAAGAAAUAUGUUGGAGGAUUGUGAUUCUCCGGAUAUGGUAAGAGUCUUUAAUUGUAUUUACAUUUGCUGUAUUUAA
Messenger RNA from Trichomycterus rosablanca, 13434 nucleotides. Its product is annotated as cadherin-23-like. Gene Ontology annotation, biological process: homophilic cell-cell adhesion. Gene Ontology annotation, cellular component: plasma membrane. NCBI's taxonomy places the organism in Eukaryota, Metazoa, Chordata, Actinopteri, Siluriformes, Trichomycteridae. The transcript is spliced from 7 exons. Bases 1 to 13434 code for a protein of 4477 amino acids. Gene Ontology annotation, molecular function: calcium ion binding. The record is from RefSeq and is a predicted model, not a curated record.